AAGAGCACUUCGGCUACUGCAAUCCGUAAAUGAAGUUUUUAUUGCCAUAAACUCUUGGAAAUGCUACAUUAUAUUAUGGGCUAUGUCCGGUUCCUUCCCUAUUUAUGAGACAUACUCAGAAUGCUCGAGUGAAUGUAACUCAUUCGUGUCCCACUGCGCCGGUCAAGCUCCACUCAUAGUUUGCCAAUUGAAUAUUAUCGUAUUUCUUGUCUGCAUUUUUUCUGCAGUUUUCACAGGCGUGGUGCUUCCUGUACUGUGUCUGUUAUGUUGCGUCACAAAUUGGUGUGCAGAUGCGCGACGAAUUUGGCGUACUGGUCAUGCCAGCGACGAGGAGACGGUAAAGCUGAAUCCACGGAGUGUCCAAGUGUCAGUCUCCGAUUCUGGAACAGCAACACUUCAGCCUGUCGCUCCUCAACGGAAAGCGAUGUCAAAGGGUACGAUAUCGUUUGCCUAGAGCGGUGACCACUCGCAAUCAUUCUCAUUUCUUCA
Molecule: messenger RNA, 489 nt
Organism: Cylicocyclus nassatus
Lineage: Eukaryota; Metazoa; Nematoda; Chromadorea; Rhabditida; Strongylidae
Source: the annotation of a GenBank genome assembly